Messenger RNA from Hemiscyllium ocellatum (epaulette shark), 7603 nucleotides. RefSeq names its product myosin 1D (gene myo1d). Gene Ontology annotation, molecular function: microfilament motor activity; ATP binding; actin filament binding. Bases 366 to 3386 code for a protein of 1006 amino acids. Gene Ontology annotation, biological process: vesicle transport along actin filament; actin filament organization. Gene Ontology annotation, cellular component: plasma membrane; myosin complex; cytoplasm. Lineage: Eukaryota; Metazoa; Chordata; Chondrichthyes; Orectolobiformes; Hemiscylliidae. The transcript is spliced from 22 exons. The record is from RefSeq and is a predicted model, not a curated record.
GAGCGCGCCCGCCUUCCGCGCUGACAAUUCUCGCCCAGGUGAGGUGCGGCUGCGGAGAGUUGGCUGCAGUUUGGGUCGGAGUAAAGGAAGGUGAUAGUGAGUGAGUGAGGGAGGGAAAGAAAGGAAGGAAGAAAGAAAGAGAGAGGAACAUAAUCCAGACGGAAAGCUUCACUAACAUCACUGCAUCGGAAGGAAGAAAAAUAUACUGCUAAAUCCAAAGGAAACCUGUGUGCGGGGUUAAAGUGAGAGAGGGAGAGAAAGAAAGAAAGAGUCGGGGUUCAGGCUAAAGAAAGAGAGUCUCUUCUAUCUUCUGUUUCUCUCUCUCUCUCUCUCUCUGCCGGUCCGGAGAGACACAGGGGGAAACCAUGGCGGAGCAGGAAAGCCUGGAGUUCGGGAAGGCAGACUUUGUUCUCCUGGACACCGUCAGCAUGAGAGAAUUCAUGGCCAACCUGAAACUGAGGUUUGAGAAGGGCAAAAUUUACACUUACAUUGGUGAAGUGGUGGUUUCUGUUAACCCUUACCGUCCUAUGAAUAUCUAUGGAAAGGAUACCAUUGAACAAUACAAGGGGCGUGAACUAUAUGAGAGACCACCUCAUCUAUUUGCUAUUGCAGAUGCAACAUACAAAGCCAUGAAGCGGAGGUCAAAGGACACGUGCAUUGUCAUAUCAGGGGAGAGUGGUGCUGGUAAAACAGAGGCUAGUAAAUACAUCAUGCAGUUCAUUGCAGCUAUUACAAAUCCCAGCCAACGUCAGGAGGUGGAAAGGGUCAAGAAUAUGUUGUUAAAGUCCAAUUGUGUUUUGGAAGCCUUUGGAAAUGCGAAAACCAACCGAAAUGACAAUUCCAGUCGAUUUGGAAAGUACAUGGAUAUUAACUUUGACUUUAAAGGUGAUCCUAUAGGGGGCCAUAUCAAUAACUACCUCUUGGAAAAAUCUCGGGUUAUAGUGCAGCAACAAGGAGAACGAAACUUCCACUCCUUUUAUCAGUUACUGUUGGGUGGUCCUGAGAAAUUGCUACGAGCCUUGCACAUUCAGAAAGAUCCAACUGCCUACAACUUCAUCAAGGCCGGUGGCGUACUGAAGUCUGCUAUAAACGAUGCUGCAGAAUUUAAAGCUGUUGCAGAUGCAAUGAAAGUGAUUGGUUUCACUGCUGAAGAGAUUCAGACGGUCUACAAAAUUCUGGCCACUAUUCUGCACCUGGGAAAUCUGAAAUUUGCGAUGGAUGGUGACUCGGUUUUCAUUGAAAAUAGUAAGUUGGUAUCCGUGAUUGCAGAGCUGCUUUCAACAAAAAGUGAUGUUGUGGAGAAGGCCUUAAUGUAUCGGACUGUAGCUACAGGCCGGGAUGUGAUUGACAAACAGCACACAGACCAGGAGGCAAGCUAUGGACGGGAUGCAUUUGCCAAGGCAAUAUAUGAUCGGCUUUUCUGCUGGAUUGUCAACCGAAUUAAUGACAUCAUUGAAGUUAAGAAUUAUGAUGCCAAAAUCCAUGGGAAGAACACAGUUAUCGGUGUCCUGGAUAUCUAUGGCUUUGAGAUCUUUGACAACAACAGUUUGGAGCAGUUUUGUAUUAACUACUGCAAUGAGAAACUGCAGCAACUCUUCAUCCAGCUUGUCCUGAAGCAGGAGCAGGAAGAGUACCAGCGUGAAGGUAUCCCCUGGAGACAUAUCGAUUACUUUAACAAUCAGAUCAUUGUGGAUUUAGUGGAGCAGCAACACAAGGGUAUAAUUUCAAUUCUGGAUGAUGCCUGUGUAAACGUUGGGAAGGUCACCGAUAAGAUGUUUUUGGAUGCUUUGAACACCAAACUACAAAAACAUGCACAUUACUCCAGCCGGAAGCUUUGUGCAACUGAUAAAACCCUGGACUUUGAUCGAGAUUUUCGCAUUAAGCACUACGCUGGGCAUGUUGUAUAUUCCGUAAUUGGCUUCAUUGACAAAAACAAGGAUACUCUAUUCCAGGACUUCAAGCGACUAAUGUACAACAGCUCAAAUCCUGUGCUGAAGAAUAUGUGGCCAGAGGGGAAGCUCAGCAUCACAGAAGUGACUAAACGGCCUUUGACUGCUGCCACUUUGUUCAAAUCCUCCAUGAUUGCAUUGGUAGAAAACUUGGCAUCAAAAGAGCCCUACUAUGUCCGUUGCAUCAAGCCCAAUGAGCAAAAAUCUCCACUGCUGUUUGACGAUCAGCGCUGUCAGCAUCAAGUUGAAUAUUUAGGUUUAAUGGAGAAUGUUCGUGUUCGAAGGGCAGGAUUCGCUUACCGACAGUCUUAUGAUCGGUUUCUACAGAGGUAUAAGAUGAUUUCAGAGUUCACUUGGCCAAACCAUGACAUGCGAUCUGAUCAAGAGGCUGUGAAGAAGCUGGUCGAGUGCUGCGGGUUUCAGCACGAUGUGGCUUAUGGGAAGACUAAGCUCUUCAUUCGGACUCCAAGAACAUUGUUCACGCUGGAGGAUCGGCGGACACAGAUGAUUGAAAGGAUUGUCCUCUUCCUGCAGAAGGUCUGGAGGGGUACCAUUGCUCGAAUUCGCUACAAACGCACAAGAGCUGCCUACGUUAUUAUAAAACACUAUAGAAAGUACAAAGUGAAGUCCUAUAUCUUGGAGGUGGGCAGACGCUUCCAAAACGUUGGAAGCAUGAAGAAUUAUGGGAAACAUGUAAAAUGGCCGAAUCCACCCAAGAUCCUGCGUAAAUUUGAGGACACGUUGCAGUCCAUUUAUCAAAGGUGGAGAGCACAUCAGCUGAUUAAGAGUAUCCCACCUGCCGAUUUGCUGCAGGUCAGAGCAAAGGUUGCAGCUGUGGAGAAUCUGAAGGGUCAGCGGGGCGAUCUGGGUCUGCAGAGAAGCUGGGAGGGCAAUUACCUGGCAACUAAACAGGAUAACCCACAGAUGACACCUGCCUUUUCUGCAAGAGCCAGUGAGCUGAAGCGAAAAGACAAAUACAUGAACACGCUCUUUUCUAGCCAUGUACGGAAGAUAAAUCGAUUCAAUAAAUCUGAGGACCGUGCCAUUUUCAUCACUGACCGACAUCUAUACAAGUUGGAUCCACUGAAGCAGUAUCAAGUGAUGAAGACUAUUCCUUUGUAUAAUGUUACUGGAGUGAGUGUAUCAACAGGAAAAGAUCAGCUUGUUGUGUUCCACACCAAGGAUAAUAAAGACCUCAUUGUGUGCCUUGAUAAAAUGCAGCCAGCCAAUGAGAACCGCAUCGGCGAGCUUGUGGGUGUUGUGGCCAAUCACUUCAGAAGUGAGAAGAGGCACUUCCAAGUGAAGGUGUGUGACCCCAUCCAAUGCUCCAUGCAUGGGAAAAAGUGUACCAUCACCGUGGAAACCAAGAUCAACCAGUCGCAGCCUGUCUUCACCAAGACACGCUCAGGAUAUGUCCUUUCGUGGCCUGGGAACUAGCAUAGCCUCAGUCUUUCAGAGUUUCAUCUCAUCCAAAGCCAGAACAUCAUUUAAACUCCAAUAAUUCACAGGCUAACACCAUUAAUGCUGGGGGCAAUUAAAGGAACAGGGCUGGUUCAUGUAAACUCUCAAAGUGCAAAAAUAAUGCCUUCCAGUAGUCUCAUCUCUUCUGUCUGACCUGCAUUAAGCUCCAUGCUGUGUUUAAUUUUCCUUGUGACAUUCUUUGACUUUCACCCAUUGAAAUUGGCUUCAUCUCUUUUUUAUUCCCACUCUUUUCCGCUGGUUUUUGCAUUUCUUUCAUAAUGAAAAUCGUGCCCAGCAGGCUUUAGACUGUAGUUUAUCAGGGUUAAGAACUUUUGCACUCUAUUUAUUGCUUUUAUUAAAGUGAACCUUACUUUACUAAUAGAGAGAUAUGGAAUAAGAUUCUCCAAUAUGAAAAUGAUAAAUAAGUUUACAGAUUUCAAGUAUGUGUCUCAUACUUAGAGUACCCGAAGUUGUGGUACUAAUCUGGUCUUCAAGUGCCUGUUUAUUACUGUACUAGAGUCAAAGUUCUGCUAACUUUAUUGUGUUUGGGAUAUUUUGUUAGAUUAAGAUAAUUAUCUGAAAGUGAAUUCAAACAGUUCAUUCUCAAAUUCUCAUCCUGUGUGAUUGGCUAGAUAUGGUCACCAUAAAAAAAAAUCAGAUGAUGAUGCAGUUUCUAUUUAAAAUAAAAGCAAAGUCACCUUCUUUUGUCUAGUAUCUCCAAAGGAACAAAAAGUCUCAUUUGCCAAGUAUUUUCUACUAUUGAAUGUAGUUUGUAUGAGGUUAUAUAAUGUCAGUCGUGGAUCAAAUUUUAAACCAAUCUUGAUUUUUUUUUCACACCUCCCACUGCCUCUAAAUGCACAUAUACUUCCAAACUUGGCUCAAACAAUACAGAAGUUGUGCUGGAGAUCUCACCCACACCUUGUGGUAACAUUUGAUCGCAGCUUGACUUUUGAUUGUACAGCAAAAACACACAUGGGUUUUUGAGAGUCUUUUAGGAGGGUGCAACAGUUUUUUUUCCCCUGAACGUUAAUUCCCCCACCUCUGCACCUACAGUCUAGUACCUCAAGCAGCUAAAUGUGUGUAAAUGUAGGCCAGUCCCCAAGUUGUGGUCAGUGCCACCUGUAGCUGGCUGCUAGGUGGAGCCAGGAACUAGCCAUCUGAGGUUAAAUAUCUACCCAAUGUGUCCCCUGUCUUUUGUAUGUGUGUCCAAUGCCCCUCCCCAACUGGGAGUCUCAGUUAAUCAAUUAAUACAGUCUCUUCCUACUUGAUGAGAAGGCAAACAGGGCACAGAAAGCUGCAUUCUCUCAAUGACACUAAGUGGCAGAUGCUUAUGCAAUGCUAUUUCAGUACAAACAUUGUACUUGCCUUAUGCAAAGGAUCUCCAUUUUUCAGUACUGUAUUUCCAUUGCUAUUGACCAAGGAUAAGUCAAGAUAGAUCUGGAUAUGAAUCAGGCAGGUGUUUGUUUGCAUGCAUAAUAUAAAGGGAUAUUCAAAAUUUAAGAUGUUAAGUUCUCAAUACUGCACUAUGGUUUAUUGGUUCCUGAUUUGUUGAAGUGACUAGUUUUCUACCAAAUUCUAUCCAGGUGUUGGAAGUUCACAAUGAAAUAACAAUGAUUAUUUUCCUUUUGCACUGUUUGCUGAUUGUGGGAUAUUGCCUACAUAGAUGACAGGUGAGCACCAAGCAAAUCUCCUCAAUCUCCGACUGAACAAUUGGUAGAAACCUCCAGAAAAGUAUAACAGGGUUUUCCUCUGAAGUUACAAGAGGGGAUCAGAAGAACAAUGGUUAUAUGGGAUCCUUCUCUCUAAUCUGGAAAAUUCUUGGAGUGACAGGUGAAAAUAAACCACAGUGCAAACUGAUAGCAUCUGAAAGUGACAAAUUAAGUUAAUACUCCACAAGAAGAGUUCUGGUUAAGGAUCACGGCUGAGGAAUGAACCUACCCGUGUUUGCCUCAGGGGUUGAUUGCAUUUCUAUUUGAAGGGUUAGAUCUAAAGAUUUCAUGGAUGUUCCUGUAGGGCAAGCAUUGUUUUAUGACAGUUUUCCACUUGAGUCAGAAGAUCAUAGAUUCAAAUUACACUCCAGGGCAUGAGUAUAGACCACUGUAGGAAUGCUGCACUAUCAGAGAUGUUACAAGGCCUUAAGUUAAGGCCUUUCUGUCCUCUUAGUUCAAUAUAAAAUGUCUGAAGCAAAAUGUGGAGAUUCUCCUAGUGUCCUGACAAAUAGCAUUUCCUCAGCUGGUCAUUGUUGUAAAACCUUGCUGUGUGCAUGUGGCUCUGAGAUUGUCAGCACACUUUAGGACUGACCAGGAUGUGAAAUGGCUACGAAUGUGAUGCAAGUUCAUUCAUUCAUCCCAUGGCGUUGUAGUCUAAAUAACACUGUUCUUUAACAAUGAUGUCAGAACCCUGGCAACAUGUGAUAAACAGAUACAGUGUGUGCAGGUCUGUCUUAAAAAAUGAUAAAUACAAUUUCUAUCAAAAUAUUCUUCUUUGCAUUUUAAACCACUUCCCUUUUAUGGGUGAACUUUAUCUAAGUUUCUUGAUGAGAUCAUUUUCCUGUCAUUACUAUUUUUCUUUAUAUUAUGCAAAGUAUUGUGAAGCUGAGAAAACUGAAGUUAUAACUACUCACUCGUUACUGCUUGACUCUUGUCCAAUCUGCAAAUCUAUCUAAUCCGGUCUGUGACUGGGGCCAGUGCGGCAUAACAUGUCCUAAAUUAUAAUUUUUAAAAUAUAUUAAAGCUUUACUGUUCUUCAGUUGAUGUGGUUAUAUAUACUCAUAAAGAAAACACCAUUUCUUUUAGCAAAAACUAUUCACUUAAAUGAGCUGAAAGGCUUUUAUUGUAAGAAAACCUUUUGCAAGGAUUAGAUCUGUAGGCCGAAAUCCCAAGUGUUGGUGUAGAGGUACAGGUACCAUAUAGCCAACACAGGAUAUAAAUAGGCUACGUUUGAUAUAUGAUGUUCUGUAUCAUUAGAGAACUAUUUAACUUGGCUUAUGAAGAAAAUCACAGAAGACUGACUUUCAUCAAUAGCCUUUUUUUUAAAUGUACCAUUUUGAAAAGAAUAGUCAGGCCAUUCGGUCCAGAGAAGAUAGUGGAUUUUACUUGUUGGCCGUACGCAAAUUUAUCAAUAAGCGAUGCUACUAAUUAAUACUCAGCUGUAUUCCAAUGAAUGAACUAAUAACCAAAAUAUACACAUACUACAGCUUAAGUCAUACAAUAAACCUUGAUCAUUAUUUAUUUAGCUCGCACAAAAACACUUCAUGCAUCUUCAGUAAUUUGCAGGGUUGUGUUAAAUGAUCAUGCUUUUUCCAUCCUGGGGAGGAUUUUAAUUUAGCUUUCAAUGCUCAUGGCUGAUUGGAUAUUGUGUAUUUCGACUCAAGUCUUUUCUAUUGACUGCCUGAAUUUGAUAAAGUUUCUCUUUGACAAAUAUGAUCAGUAAAUUAAAGGUUAUUGUUUUGAGUAAAGGGACAUUAGUUUCAUCUCUGCAACCUGAAAUCAGGUUACUAAGCCUGCACAGAAUUUGUUCACUUCACCCAGAGACCAUACGUGUGAUUAGCAUGGCCAAUGCAGAAAUUGAGGCAGUGAUAGAGAAGUCAAAACUACACCUGUUAUGGUGAAGUAGAGACUGCACAAUGUAUGGACAGAAUUACCACAGCUUUGUCACUCCCUGACACAGUCAAGUGCAUACAUAUCAGCUUUGGUAGUAUACAAACAGUUGGCUGUACACUGUGGCCCCUGAGUUUCUUUAUUCAGGGAGAGGGAAGCAAAAGGGAGAUGAACGAACAUCAGAAAUGAAAUUAAACACCAGGAACACAGCACUAUUCAUUAAUGCCUAAAUACCCCAGAAUUCAGAUCAUUAGAACACAUACAGCUGGGAUCUGUAGGUUUUGACUCUGCAUUAGAUAUUGCCAAUUGUAAUAAAAUGAUGUAUUUAAUCAGGAAUGAAUUAUGUACAAUGUAUAAAUCAACUUUACUUUUGGAAAUUUAAUAUACAGAAUUCAAAUUAACCAUGCAAUAAAAUAUUAAUAUCAGGAGCAUAACUUUUUUGUACACAAGUGUUCUUUCUUUCUGUUCAUUUGCUUUAAUCAAAGAUUAUCAUGCAAUUUUUAAAAUAAUUUACAGAUUAGCUGUAUUACUGAUCUGUCCAGUAUUGACUUGACAGGAUAUGCAACGGAUUUAUUUUCAUAAUUACUUGAUAUU